UGAAGUUUCUGCUGCCCAUCGUGAAAGUGAAGACCAAGACAACAAAACGGAUAUUCACAACUCAACCAACAGUUUGUCUUCAUUUGAUCUCAAACGGACUCAAUCCACAGACGGAUUUCUUUCUUUUUUCGUAAAUGAAGUCCCACCAAGUGUGGGACGGAGAAACGACGGCGGCCUUACUGUAGAAGAAAUAGUUUAAACUUUUCGAAAUAAAUUAACUUUUGUGGCUUCAAGUGACAGACUUUGAUUUUUCCUUUUCCCAGCAGCAGCGUGUUAUAAUCGUGCUGGGUUGGCAGCAAAAUGUGGACGCGGAUAAGAGCCGAUAAACACUAUGUUUUUAUCUUCCUUUUGAUAUUAACGUCGCAUUCAUUCAAAGUGGCACAGAGCUCUAAAGUGUUGGAUGAAGUGCCCUUUCCAGAGGAUUUGGAGGAGGAAAAUAAGCGACUCGUGGGUUACGUGGAUGAUGAAGAGUACUAUGAUGCUUCCGGAUUGAUCAGUGGAGAGGAGGAUGGAAGUACGCCUGAACCAAACACAAGUGACCUAAGCACACCAAUAACAAUCUACUAUCGAGCACUGGUGAACUUCACAAGCUCCAUCCAGUUUGGACCAGAGCUUGAUGACAUCUACUCUCCUGCUUUCCAGGAGAUCUCGUCUGCUGUCGUUGAUACGCUCGAGUCUGAUUACAGCAGAAUACCAGGAGUCCAGACUGUCAAUGUGGUGCUGAUUAAGAAAAUUGGCAAAGAUGUAUUUGUGGAGCUGGAUGUUGGUUCAGAUUACAACAUGAAUGAAGGACAGAUCAGAGGAGUUCUCUACUCUGUGGUGAAGGAGGGCACCAUUGCCUUUUAUGAUACCUCAGUAGUGGGCUUUCAGUUCAGACGGCUUGGAGAAGCUGAUACUCUCCCUUCUGUGGAGCCCAUCAAUGUGCCAGUGAAGCCCAUUCCCAGGGAAUGUUCGUCUGAGGAGUUCAGCUGUGAUGAUGGACUGUCCUGUAUCCCUCUGGAGUAUGUGUGUGACAAACGGCCUGACUGCAAUGACAUGAGGGAUGAACUGAAUUGUGCAGUUGUGACUGCACCUCCUACUCGACCUACACCUCCUAAAACCAGACCCCCGCCCGGCCUGGGACCCUGCCGUGCAGACCAGGCAACCUGUCAGAAUGGACAAUGUAUAUCACGGGAUUACAUGUGCGAUGGAGAAUCAGACUGCGCUGAUGGCAGUGAUGAGUUCAAGUGUGGAACUCCUUCCCCCUGUGAACCCAAUGAGUUUAAGUGUCAGAAUGGCCGCUGCGCUCUGAAACUGUGGCGUUGUGACGGAGACAAUGACUGUCAAGACAACUCAGAUGAGAUAAACUGCCCCACUAAAAGUCCAGGGGACACAUGUGCCCCAGAGCAGUUUGUGUGUGUGUCUGACCGCACCUGCAUUCCUGCCAGUUACCAGUGUGACGAAGAGCCGGACUGCCCCGACCGCUCUGAUGAAUAUGGCUGUUCUCCUCCCACUGUGACCAUGCCACCGGAAGAGUCUGUUAUAGCCGCGCGGGGGGACACCGUGACCUUCACUUGUGCUGCCAUUGGUGUGCCCAACCCCAUCAUCACAUGGCGACUUAAUUGGGGUCACAUACCAGCUAAUAACAGAGUCACAAUGACCAGUGAGAAUGGUCGUGGAACUCUUAUCAUCCGUGAUGUAAAGGAAGGAGACCAGGGGGCGUACACCUGUGAGGCCAUCAAUGCUAAAGGCCUAGUGUUUGCCCUUCCUGAUGGAGUGCUCAGCCUCUCUCAGAGACCAAACCCAGUUGUGUCAUCCUCUCUGUACGUGUUAUCAGGUAACUGUCGUGAUGGACACUUUAGUGUGGGUGGGCGCUGCAUGCCCUGCUUCUGUUUUGGCAUCUCUAAGAACUGUCAGAGCACUGGCCGCUACCGCAGCCAGAUCACACUGCGCUUCACUGAGGAGGAGGACUUCAAAGGAGUCAAUGUGACAUUUCCUAGUCGACCUGGCACUCCUCCACCUCUGUCCUCCACUCAGAUGCUUAUCUAUCCAGAUAGUGAGGAGUUCCAGCUUGUGGAUCUGUCUCGCCGUUUCCUUGAUCAAGACUCUUAUUGGUCUCUCCCUCGCCAGUUCUUGGGCAACAAGGUUGACUCAUAUGGAGGUAACCUGAAGUAUAAGGUGAGUUACUCACUGCAGCGAGGUGCUUCGGAACCAAAAGAGAAACCUGAUGUUGUACUAAGUGGCAAUGGACAAAGUUUAAUUUACCACAGAGUAAACCCAACUUUACCUAAUACCAUCAACCAUAGAGACAUCAAAUUUACAGAGGAAAAUUGGAAGCACUCUUCUGGGCGGGUAGUGACUCGCGAUGACCUCAUGAUGACUCUGUCCAAUCUGGAGACCAUUCACAUUCGCACCAUUUAUGACAACCGCAUGGCCAGCGUUGGCCUGAGUGACAUCAGCAUGGAUAUUACCACAAAGGAGUUCAGCGUGCACGGGAACCCGAAAGACGUGGAGGAGUGCAGAUGUCCUCCGGGGUACUCGGGUCUGUCCUGUGAGACUUGCUCGCCCGGAUUUGAACGGGUACCUGGAGAUUUCCUGGGCACUUGCGCUGGCUGCAACUGCAAUGGCCAUGCCAGUGCCUGUGACCCUAUUAGUGGGCACUGUCUGAGUUGUCAGCACAACACAGAAGGGCCUCAGUGCGACAAAUGCAAGCCUGGCUUCUUUGGUGACCCUAGUCGAGGACGAUAUGAUGACUGCAAACCGUGUCCUUGUCCAUACACAGAGACGUCUCGCCGCUUUUCCGAUACUUGCUUCCUGGACCAUGACAAUCAGGCAAUAUGUGACAACUGCAGACCUGGUUACACUGGGCGACGUUGUGAGAAAUGUGCUCCAGGGUAUGUUGGCAACCCUCUUCAGCCCAGUGGCCAAUGUAUUGCUGCGUCUAGCUUGACUUCCUGCGAUAACAGAGGAACGAUCAACCCCAUCAGCAAACCAUGCUAUUGCAAGGCCAAUGUGGUUGGUGCUCUAUGUGAAGAGUGUAAGAUUGGGGCAUUUCAUCUGGCAGCUGAUAAUCCCGAUGGCUGCUUGCAGUGUUUCUGUAUGGGAGUGACAAAACAGUGUGCAAGUUCUACCUGGAGUAGAGAUCAGGUGCGAGGUGGUGUCAAUGGCCAGCUCUUCACCCUUUCCAAUGCCGCCAACACUCAGACCAUCACCGAGGGCAUCAUCCAGCGAGCCAGCACAGAGGUGGUCUACCGAUCCUUCUCUAAUGUCCCCAAUGAAAUCUACUACUGGGUCCUGCCUGUGAAUUUCAGAGGGGAUAAGGUUACGGCAUAUGGUGGAGAGCUGCAGUACAGGCUGCGUUAUGAGCCACAAGCACGCUCCUUGGUAAUUGAUGGACAGCCAGAUGUGGUUCUCCAAGGCAACGGCAUCUUCCUGGAGCAUUAUUCCCAGAUCAGACCACUUCCUAGAGCACCAGCCACCAUCACUGUGUCUCUUAGAGAGUCUGCAUGGAGACGGGCUGAUGGACAGCCGUGUACCCGAGAGCACCUGCUGAUGGCUCUGGCUGAUAUCAGUGUCUUCAUGAUCAGAGCCACUUAUGCAGACAAUAUGGCUGAGAGCAGUAUUUCCAAUAUCCAAAUGGACAUUGCAGUGCCGCACUCUACUGGAAAUGACAGAGCUCUGGAGGUGGAGGAGUGCGCCUGCCCUCAGGGAUAUGCAGGACCUUCCUGUCAGGACUGUGAUGUUGGCUACACCCGUACACCUGGGCUUUAUCUUGGCACCUGUGAGAAGUGUGACUGCCAUGGGCAUGCCAGCGGCUGUGAUUCAGAGACAGGAGAGUGCCUGAAUUGCCUGCAUAACACAGUUGGGCGUCAUUGUGAAAAUUGCCUUCCUGGUUUUUAUGGAAACCCAAAGAUUGGUGGUCCACAGGCAUGUAGGCCCUGUCCUUGUCUGGGAUACUCCAAUAACCAAAGAGAUUCAUCUUGUUUCUUGGACUCAGAUGGACAGCCUAUAUGCGAGUGUCCUGCUGGUUAUGCUGGAAGACGCUGUGAAAGAUGUGACUCUGGAUAUACUGGCAAUCCCCAACUUGGACAAAGAUGCACUCCAAGCAACAAUAAUGGUGAAUGCUACCGCUGUGACCAGAGCGGAAGUGAGGGAUGUAGUGCAACUGGAGUCUGUCGCUGCAAGAUGAAUGUUGCCGGUCCAACAUGUUCCACCUGCAAGCAAGGGACCUUCCACCUCAGUCCUGCCAACAAAGAUGGCUGCUUGUCUUGUUUCUGUAUGGGUGUUACACAGCAGUGUUCUAGCUCCAGUCACUAUAGAGAUGUGGUGUCCACCAGCUUUGCGCCAGGAAACUACCAAGGUUUUGCUCUUGUGAAUCGCCAGCGCACCAACCGUAUUGACAGUGGCUUCUCAGUAGAGCUCUCCACAGAAGAAACACAACUCUCCUACACAAACUUUGACUACCUUGGGCAGGAGCCCCACUUCUGGCAGUUACCCAAAGUCUAUCAGGGAGACAAGGUUGGUGCAUAUGGUGGAAAGCUGAAAUAUACAAUCUCCUUUGUGCCAGGACCUCGAGGUUCUCCGAUAGAGGAUGCUGAUGUUCAGAUUAUUGGUAAUGACAUCACACUAGUUGCACGGCAAGCAUGGAAAAGAGGACUAGGUACCAGAGAGUCACAUGAUUUUGAGAUUGUUUUCAGAGAGGAACACUGGCAGCGUCCUGAUGGCAUGCCGGCUACUCGGGAACAUCUUAUGAUGGUGCUCGCGGACCUUGAUGACAUCUUGAUCCGGGCCUCCUACCACACAGAGAUGCGCUCAUCCAGUAUCUCAGGGGUCCGUAUGGAUAUUGCUGUGCCUAAUUACACUGGCCUGCCACAGGCUUUAGAGGUGGAACGAUGCCAGUGUCCCCCUGGUUACCGCGGUCUGUCAUGCCAGGACUGUGCUCCUGGAUACACUCGCACUGGAGGGGGAUUGUACCUGGGCCACUGUGAGCCGUGUGAAUGUAAUGGACACUCUGACUCCUGUCACCCAGAAACUGGCAUCUGUACGAGCUGCCAACAUAACACCAAGGGUGAGCUCUGUGAACAGUGUGCUGAUGGCUUCUAUGGAGAUCCCACUGCUGGAACCCCAGAGGACUGCCAACCUUGUGCCUGCCCCGGCACCAACCCUGACAAUCAGUUCUCUCGUGCUUGUGAGAGUCUCGGGAAUGGAGACUAUCAGUGCACUGCCUGCCAGCCUGGCUACACUGGGCAGUAUUGUGAAAGGUGUGCAUCUGGUUAUGUUGGAGAUCCACGAGCAAGAAUCCCCUGCCGCAGUGCUGCUGAAUCUCUGGUGGUAAAGGUAUACCCAGAAAGAGUGCAGUUGGCACAGGGAAGCCCAGUCACUUUAAGGUGCCAGGUGUCGGGAUAUCCACCACACAGUUUUUACUGGUCUCGCGAGGACGGACGCCCUAUCUCCAACACUGCAGAGAGACGCAGACAAGGAGCGGAGCUUCAUUUGCCCAGUGUGCAGCCGAAUGAUGCUGGCGUGUACAUUUGCACCUGUAGAGACCAGCGCAGUACCAAUAAGAGCAAAGCUGAGAUUGUUGUCACAACAUUACCAUCCAAACCUAUCGAAGUCUUCAUUGAGGAGCCCAAAGCACGGAGCGUGACAGUUGGAGCAACAGCCAGCUUCAUCUGCACAGCCAAAAGCAAGCUGCCAGCAUACACCCUGGUUUGGACCCGCAAAGGCAACGGCAAGCUUCCUAGCCGAGCCAUGGAUUUCAAUGGCAUCCUGACUAUUCAGAAUGUACAGCCUGAGGACGCAGGCAUCUAUGUUUGCACAGGCUCCAAUAUGUUUGGCAUGGACGAGGGCACUGCUCUCCUCUAUGUCCCAGAGGCAUCUCAAUCACAGAUGUUUUACACAGCCUAUGAGAUGUUUGAAGGACAUAGAAAGCCUGCUGAAGGAGCUGAACCGGUGGCCACGGUAAAUCCACCUGUGCUGACAGUCAGGCCGGGACGGCAAGCUGAGUUCCGUUGCACAGUGACCGGCAACCCCACCCCUGCUGUUGAAUGGAUAGGAGGGCCAGGGAAUCGUAUCAGCUCCAAAGCCAUUAUUCGUAAUGGAUUGCUGACCAUCCCAUCAGUGGAGCACUCUGAUGAAGGGGAGUAUAUCUGCAAGGCUUUAAACACACAUGGCGAGCACACGGCCCGAGGAGUUCUCCAUGUUCAAAGUACAAAUCAACCUCAUGGUCUCCCCCAUGUACAAGUAAGCCCCCAGCGUAUCGAAAUUCAUGAGGGAGAGACUUUAAGGUUGUACUGCAGGGCUGUUGGCACCCCCACCCCUGGUCUUACAUGGAAGAAGAGAGGUGGUUCACUACCGCCACAGGCAAUUCCUUCUCACGGUUUCCAUCAGUUUAAAAGCAACAGUCUCGAUGUGUUACAGAGACGUAUUGAGGAGCUGCAGGCCCGUUUGGAGCGCACUGACAUCGGCACUUUGCUAGUACCCAAUAUCAGGUCAUCUGAUGCGGGCACAUAUCUCUGUGUUGGAACCAACACUGCUGGUUCCUCAGAGGCUUACAUUGAAGUUAUUGUCAAAAAAGGUGACAUCUUCCCCUCUGGAGUCACCAUCCAGCCCUCUAUUGCCUCUGUAAAAGAAGGAGAUACUUUAGAUCUCAACUGCAUUGUCCCAGGAACCUCUCCAGUCUCUGUCAAAUGGAGUAGAGAAGACAGGCUGCUGUCAUCCAAUCAUCAGGUGCUUGGGACUCAGCUGCGCAUCCUGCAGGCUUCCCGGGAUGACGCUGGAGAAUAUAUCUGUAAGGUGGAGGGUGGCUUGUCACCUCACCAGGCUUCUGUAUUAGUAUCUGUGUCUGAGACGUCUGACGCCUCCCGCCUCCAGAGCCCCAUUAUCUCCAUUGAGCCCCACAGUGCAGCAGUGAAACAAGGUGAGUCAGCCAGCUUCAGGUGCAGGGUCCACAAUGGAGCCCCGCCAGUGCGCUUGGAGUGGAAACUGACCAACAACCAGCCUCUGCCAGAUAAUGUAAAGACUGGCCCUGACAAUUCAGUCAUGACUAUUGCCAACGCCCAGGGAAAGAACCAGGGCACUUAUCGCUGUGUGGCCAGUAACUUGUUUGGAAUCGCUCAAAGUAUCGCAUCACUGUUAGUGAGAGAAUCCCCCAAGGCUGUAGUGACACCCACAGGGCCAGUGCGAGUCAAGGUCGGAGAUCCCAUCAAUCUUGAAUGCCAGGCCGCUGGAGAGCCAAGACCCUCUGUGAGAUGGCACAGACUGGACAGCAAUCGCAAAACAAUGCUGAGCAGUCCUGUGCCUGCCGAUUCCAGUGCUAUCAUGCAGGUGUUAGUUGCUCGCCCAGAAGACAGUGGCAUGUAUGUGUGUACGGCACAGAACAACCUGGGUACUACAGAGACACAAAUAGAGGUGUUUGUAGAAGGAGGGCCUCAGUUAUCAACUGUUCCCCGUGUCAGUGUGCGAGAGCCUAUGAUAAUUGCGGUAGAGGGGUCAACCGCCACGCUACAUUGUGACGCUCAUGGAUUCCCUAAGCCCACCAUUACAUGGUCUAAAGAACGAUCUUCUCUGCCCUGGAGACACAAGGUAAUCAACAACAGCCUGGUCUUGCCUAAUGUGGGACGUCAGGACUCUGGUCAAUAUGUCUGCAAUGCCACUAACCACAUGGGCACCAGUGAAGUCACCAUCAUGCUGGAAGUAGACACCCCACCCUAUGCCACUUCUUUGCCCGAUGACGUGUCAGUGCGAGUGGGUGAAGUAAUCCGAAUACAGUGCCUGGCCCAUGGAACCCCACCCCUGCGUUUUGAGUGGACUAAGGUCAAUGGCAGCUUGCCUGCUACUGCUCAGCUACAAGGAGGAGACCUUCAGAUCAACCUUGCCACAGCCAAUGAUGCAGGAAUGUACAGGUGUGUGGCCAGGAACAAGGUUGGCAAGAGUGAAGCACUGGCCAAAGUAUCUGUCCGAUCACCCCUUUCGGUGAAAGUCUCCCCACAAGUGGAAGUGAAGGCUCUUGGGAGUGCUGUGGAGUUCACCUGUGCUGCUAAAGGAGGACCUCAGGUUGAGAUUGAGUGGCUGAUGGAGGGAGGAGUUCUUCCACCUAAUCAUCACAUUAAAGAUGGAGUGCUCAGAAUUGAGAACCUCGAUCAAAGCAAUGAGGGCAUCUACACCUGCAGAGCUACAAGUCUGUUUGGACAGGCUCAGGACAGUGCCAAACUCACCAUUCAAGCCCUUCCCAAAGUGAUGAUCAACGUCCGUACAUCAAUACAGACAGUGAUGGUAGGGAACUCUGUGGAGUUUGAGUGCCACGCAACAGGUGACCCUCAGCCCACAGUGCGCUGGAGUAAGAUGGGAGGGUCUCUACCCAAUCAUGUGGUAGUGAAGGGGAAUGUCCUGAGGAUCGAGCAGGUGGCAGAGAUAGAUGCAGGACAGUACCGCUGCACCGCCACCAAUAACGUUGGGUCGGUACAGUCCCAGGUGGUCCUCAAUAUCCAGUCCUUGCCCCAGAUUGUUGCACAGCCUGAGACAAAGGAAGUGACUGUGGGCUCUGAUGCAGUCUUACCCUGCAUAGCGUCUGGUUUCCCAGUCCCAUCCAUCACAUGGUCAAAGGUGGAGAAUGAGUUGCCCUUUAAAUGCAGACAAGAUGGUCAUGUUCUGACAGUCCCUGGUGUCACGCAUUCAGAUGCUGGAACGUAUGUGUGCACUGCUUCCAAUAAGCAGGGAAAAGUUGAGGCCUUCACCAGUCUCAAUGUUCAUGAGAGAGUGAUGCCCCAUUUUACCCAGGAGCCUCUGUCUUACCUCACAUUGCCCACCAUCAAAAACUCUUACAAAGCAUUCAGCAUCAAGAUUACCUUCAGGCCAGACAAUGUUGAUGGGCUCAUUUUGUAUGCCGGUAUGAUCCUUCAUAAUGGACAGAAGAAGACCACUGGUGCUGAUUUCAUAUCUUUUGGACUGUUGGGUGGCCGCCCUGAAUUCAGGUUUGAUGUGGGCUCUGGGAUGGCAACUAUUCGUUACCCUACUCCCAUUAAAUUGGGUGAGUUCCAUACAGUGGAGCUUUAUAGGAACCAGACUCAGGGCUCCCUUGUUGUGGAUGGAGAAGCUUCUAUAAAUGGAACCUCACAGGGAAAAUUCAAGGGCCUAGAUCUAAAUGAGGAGCUGUUUGUAGGCGGUUAUCCAAACUACAGCAUGCUCGCCAAAACUGCUGGCCUCUCAACAGGGUUUGUUGGUUGUAUCAAGCAGCUGAUUAUCCAAGGUGAUGAGGUCAUUUUCAAGGACCUUGAUAAAAGUUCUGUUGGGGUGUCAAAUUGUCCCACCUGCAAGGACCGCCCAUGUCAGCAUGGUGGAGUAUGUGAGGACUCUGCAGCUAGUCUCUACAAAUGUAAUUGCCAGAGAGGAUACACAGGGAGCAACUGCCAGCACCACUCCUCCCUACGCUGUCACACAGAGGCCUGUGGAACAGAUGCCACCUGCAUUAACCGACCCAGUGGUUCGGGCUAUGACUGCCGCUGUCACUUGGGAAAGUUUGGAAACAAAUGCAUGGAUGGAACUCUUAUAACAACACCAUUGUUUGAUGGCAAAGAAUCCUACAUUGCAUAUCCUCCUCUAACUAAUAUUCAUAAUGACCUUCGCAUUGACAUGGAAUUCAAGCCCAAGAAUUCAGAUGGCUUGAUGUUCUUCUGUGGAGGCAAGAAGAUGAAAGUGGAGGACUUUGUGACCUUGUCCAUGGUGGAUGGACAUGUUGAGUUCCGUUAUGAACUUGGAACAGGUCAAGCUGUUUUGCGCAGUCAAGAGCCUGUCUCUCUGAAUCAGUGGCAUCAUGUUGUGGCAGAGCGGCUCAAUAAAGACGGUUCCUUGAAGGUGGAUCAUGCACGAGAGAUCACACGGUCCUCUCCAGGCAAAGCCCAGGGUCUUAAUAUCCACACGUCUAUGUACUUGGGAGGAGUGCCCAGCAUGGACAUCUUGCCCAAGCCUGCAAAUGUUAGCAUGCUGUUUGAAGGAUGCAUAGGAGAGGUUUUCAUCAAUGAAAAGAAUGUGGAUCUUUCAUACAGUUUCAUUGAGAACAGAGCCAUCAGCCAGUGUCAAGAUGGCAGCCCAUGUGACCGCAGGCCAUGUUUGCACGGAGGCACCUGUAUGGCCAAUGCUGAGUAUGAGUACCAAUGUCUCUGCGGAGAAGGAUACGAGGGUGAACGUUGUGAGGUAUUUAAGGAUACCUGUCGGGAGAGCACCCAGUGCCAGAACGGUGGGAGCUGUGUCAAUAACCUCUGCGUAUGUCUUGCUGGCUUCACAGGCCGACAUUGUGAGAAAGGGCAGGACUCCAGCUUCAACGAGGCACUGUGGAAAUUGGAGGGUAGUGGGGGAAAUGACUCUCCUAUUCAUUAUUCUGCAUAUUUCCAUGAUGAUGGCUAUCUUGCCCUUCCAAAGCCCAUGUUCCCACGAAGUGCCCCUGACUCUCCAGAGACUAUUGAGUUUGAGAUCAACACUGUUUCUAGAGAUGGCCUCGUCCUAUGGCAGGGAGUGGAGCCCGCAAGUGCUCUAAGCCUCCCUAAGAAGCAUGCUAGUAGAAAGGAACUUGGAGAACCAGGAAAGGGCAAGGACUUUAUAAGUCUUGGUUUACAAAAUGGACAUGUUGUGUUUAGUUAUCAGCUGGGCAGUGGAGAGGCUCAGAUUCUUUCCAGAGAGCCUGUCAAUGACGGAAAGUGGCAUAUGAUCACUGCUGUCCGAACGGGUAAGCAGGGCUAUCUUCAGAUUGAUGGAGGAGCAGUCCGACAAGGACAGUCACAAGGCAAAAGCCUCAUGGUGAACACCAAAGGGAACAUUUACCUGGGUGGAGCUCCAGACAUGAAAGCAUUGACUGGUGGGAAGUUCUCUACAGGCAUCACAGGCUGCGUGAAGAAUCUCUCGCUCAUGAAUGCUCGACCGGGAGAACAGCCAGCGCGACCCAUCGACCUGCAGGUCCACGCAGAGGAGGGCAUUAACGUGGAACGCUGCAUAACAACAUAGACGCAGUGCUAAAACCCUGUCAAGAGACUACAGAAAAUAACCCCUCAUUCACAUACACACUGGGAAAGACAUGCUUUUCUCAGACGCUUACAGGACAAAUUAUGGUUUCUAACUCACACUUUAAGAGACACUCUCUGAUAUGUGUUGCUGGUGCUUCGCUGCAACCAAAAAACUACACAAGAAAGGAUUCUUUGCUCUAUGCUGCGUUAAACCAAAAAAAAGAAAUGAGCGGGAAAGCGUGAGAAAAAUUAAUUAUAUUAACAAGUCUUCACCUUUUCAGUGUUUUAUGUUCCAUGAAGGAACUAUUAACAAAGAAGCUCCAGUACAGUUUACAUGCUCCGAACAGUAGCUUUUUAGCCAUGAUAUAAAAAAAAAAUAUAAAAAAAACGUGAUGAGCCUUCUACGAUGGGUCAGAUCCUAUGGAAUCGGAGAUGUUUUCACAGCACUGAAUUUUUAUUUAUAAGCAUAUUAAUCUAGAUAUAUAUUUGUGGGGGAUAAUGCAACUAACAAUAACCUGCUCAUUUGUUUUCCUAUGUGAUUCUAGGCUCUAAUUCUGAAUUUUGAGGCUUUAGCACCCAAGCUGUGUUAAUACUUGAAGACUCUGGUGCCUUCUUUUGCUCUGUACGAGGGCUAGUGGGGUCGAGCUUGCUUAGAUGCUUAGAUAUCAUGAGAAGGGGUCUCUAUGAGGUCACAGCACCUAUGGCAAAAUGACACGCAUCUCAGAUGAAGAUUGUCGCUAAAGAUUACAUUUGGGAGAUCAUAUACUGUAUAUGGUGUCAAUUUGAAACUAUAUACCUUCCAUGCUUGGUAAACUUGUGUCUGGUAAGUGUGUUUUUUUAAACUAUGGUGCUAAAUUCAGAUAUGACAAAAAAAACUAAAUAAAUGACAAGCACAUCACUGUUUCAUUAUACUGUUCAGAUGUACUUCUCUGGAUGUGUCUCGUUUGUUGUAAGAAACAAAAGUCUGAACUUGCCAAUAAAAUACAGUUUACUGAGUGCCAACCCCCAGUCAAAGUAUUGAGACUGAAGUUCAUUUUGAGAAUGCAUUGAAUUGUACUGCAAAAUAUUUUGGAAUUAUGAUUUAAUUUUUUUAAAAAGCUUGUUACCUCUAUUAUUAAAAUGUAUUUAGUGGAUCUCAAAUGUUACAGAUAAACACAAAAAACAUAUUGUUUGCCGUUUUACUUAAGUGAUCAAUUUGUGUCUGGGUUUCGAAUCACUAAUGAAAAUUUUGAAAAAAGGCAAAAACUAAACAAAAAAACAUGUUAACAAUAAUUCAAUAUAAUUUUGCUUUCUAGUUUUUUCUUUGCUUUAUUCAAUAAAAACACUUUUUUUUUUUUUUUCUUAUGGGGAGUCUCUUAACUAAUCUCCCCCCUCCCCUAAAUAACACUGUUUUACUUGUGAAUGUUGUUUGGAGAGCCUUUGUUUUUAUAUUGGUUUUCCUUAUGUUAUUCUGACAUUUUAUCUGUUAACAACAACACAGAUAUUUUUGCAAUUGAUGAAGUCUUUUGUCAUUACAUUCAAAUGUCGUAGUCUUACUCAUCAUCAGUUCAAAUGUAACAAAGGAGAAAAUGUCUGCAUGUGUGAUUUUAUUUAAUGUGUUUGAGGUCAGGUGUGUGUACAGUUCUGGCCAUUCAAAUCAUCUUCAAGAUCCUCUGGAGGGUUAACAGAGAACUGCCACUUCUGCUGUUUAAAGGGUUAGUUCACUUAAAAAUAUAAAUUCUGUCAUUUACUCAUUCAUGUUGUUCCAAACCCGCUGUUAGGCAGUAGGUUAGUGUCAGUCAUCAUUCACUUUCAUGGCAUAUUUUUCCAUCAAAUAAAUGUGAAUGGUGACUGAAGUGUUCCACAGAAUUCAUACAGGUUUGGAACAACAUAAGGGUGAGAAAAUGAUGACAGAAUUUUCAUUUUUUGGCUUGACUAUAGAGGGUGCAGAAAUAAGACUGGAUACUCACAUUGUGUGGUGAUGAUGAUGAUGAUGA
Xyrauchen texanus (razorback sucker) is the source of this 12949-nucleotide messenger RNA. Its product is annotated as basement membrane-specific heparan sulfate proteoglycan core protein-like. Gene Ontology annotation, molecular function: calcium ion binding; protein binding. The transcript is spliced from 84 exons. The record is from RefSeq and is a predicted model, not a curated record. Lineage: Eukaryota; Metazoa; Chordata; Actinopteri; Cypriniformes; Catostomidae. The coding region runs from base 301 to 10974 and encodes 3557 amino acids.